AUGACUACUGGUGAAAUCCCCAACGAGUUCCAAGGUUACGGCGUGUUGAAGAACGGUGAUUGGUUCAAGACACAGUUGAUCUCUUAUCCUAGAAAGAACAUCAACCCUAAAGAUGUCGUGAUCAAGAACAUCUGUUGUGGUAUUUGCGGGUCUGAUCUCUUGACCUUGAAGCAGCAAUGGGGUCCUAUGCUCAGAGAAGACGGAUGUGUAGUUGGACACGAGAUCAUUGGUCAUGUCAUUGCCACAGGAACAGAAGUUACUGAAUUCAAAGUGGGCGACAGGGUAGGUGUCGGAGCUCAUUGUACGUCUUGUGGAGGUUGUGCCAGAUGUAAGUCUGAUAACGAACAAUAUUGUCUUCAAGGUGUCGAUACUUAUAACGACGUAGACGGCUUGCACGAUGAUUACAUCACUCAGGGGGGAUACUCGUCUCAUUUCAUUGCCAAUGAGAAGGAAGUGUUUGCCAUUCCUGCUGAGCUCAGCAGUGAAGAGGCUGCACCCUUGAUGUGUGCGGGUCUUACUGUGUUUUCACCUUUAGUCAGAGAAGUAGGCUACAAUGCUACUGGCAAGACGAUGGGGAUCAUUGGGAUUGGAGGGUUAGGUCAUUUGGCCGUUCAAUUCGGUAAGGCCAUUGGAGCCAACGUGGUUGCCUUCUCCAGAUCUUCAUCAAAGAAGAAACAGGCACUUGAAAUGGGUGCGUCUACAUUUGUUGCCACUGGUGAGGAAAAGGAUUGGACCACAAACUUUAAAGAUGGGUUUGAUUUGAUCUUGAAUUGUGCCAUUGGGAUCGAUGGUUUGAAUCUUGAUGAUUACAUCUCGGUGUUGAAAGUAGGAGCCAAGUUUGUAUCUGUUGGGUUACCUGAUGUUAAGGAGAAGUACUCUGUUUCUCCCUUUACAUUCCUUCAACACGGUGCUGCCUUUGGGUCUUCUUUAUUGGGGUCAAAGAAGGAAGCAAACUACAUGUUGAAGUUGGCGGCCGAGAAGGGAGUUCGUCCAUGGAUUGAAAAGGUCCCGGUCAAUGCCAAGAGCUGUAGUGAAGCGUUACAAAGAUGUGAUGCUGGUGAUGUUAGAUAUAGAUUUGUUCUCACUGAUUUUGACAAGGCUUUUAGCCAAUAG
Molecule: messenger RNA, 1113 nt
Organism: Lizanozyma spartinae
Lineage: Eukaryota; Fungi; Ascomycota; Pichiomycetes; Serinales; Debaryomycetaceae
Product: NADP-dependent alcohol dehydrogenase
Exons: 1
Coding region: 1-1113 (370 amino acids)
Biological process (GO): alcohol metabolic process
Molecular function (GO): zinc ion binding; alcohol dehydrogenase (NADP+) activity
Source: RefSeq, a predicted model, not a curated record